Molecule: messenger RNA, 510 nt
Organism: Fraxinus pennsylvanica
Lineage: Eukaryota; Viridiplantae; Streptophyta; Magnoliopsida; Lamiales; Oleaceae
Source: the annotation of a GenBank genome assembly
AUGGGUAAGAGAGCGCUGCUGUUUGUGGUGUGGUUUGCCGUUGUGGUGUCUGUGGGCUGGUGUUGGGGUGAAGAUGCGGCGAAGACAGCCAAUUUGGCUGCCGGUAAUGUGAAAGUUCGAGUAGAAGAGUCCAAGCAGAGUGCUUCCGAGACGGCGCACGAUUUCGAAGAUAAGGUUGAAUCUUGGGCAGAUUGGGCAAUGAACAAAUUUACUGGGGAAUCUGGAUCCAGCCAUGAUGGUGAAAAAGAUGUAGCUCCAACGAUUAAAGAAAACGUCAAGUAUGCUGCUUCAAAAUCCUCUGAUACGCUGAAUUCUGCAGCAUAUGAAACAUCAAAGUAUGCUUCGGAGAAGGGCAAUGAUGUGGGAGAAACAACAUCCAAGAAAAUAGGCGACGCCAAGGACUAUGCUUCAGACAAGUAUGGUCAAGUCAUAAAUACUGCAUCUGACAUAGCUAAUGAUGCUAAAGAAUUUGGGAAGGACAAAGCAAACAAGGCCUAUGAAAUGGCUUAA